Molecule: messenger RNA, 1086 nt
Organism: Cinclus cinclus
Lineage: Eukaryota; Metazoa; Chordata; Aves; Passeriformes; Cinclidae
Product: kallikrein-14-like
Exons: 7
Coding region: 1-1086 (361 amino acids)
Biological process (GO): proteolysis
Molecular function (GO): serine-type endopeptidase activity
Source: RefSeq, a predicted model, not a curated record
AUGGUCACUACUGGUCACUACUGCUCAGUGAUGGUCACUGCUGGUCACUACUGGUCACUGCUGGUCAGUGAUGGUCACUACUGGUCACUACUGGUCAGCGAUGGUCACUGCUGGUCAGUGAUGGUCACUGCUGGUCACUACUGGUCACUACUGGGGGUGCUGCUGGGCACCCAGGUGCUGCUGCUGACGUCAUCGGCGGCGGGGGGCGGUGCUGGCUGUGAUUGGCUGCGUGGCGGCCACCAGGGCACGCCCCAGGGCGGGGCCAGCGCCCCUGGUGAUUUAUCAGACAGCGCUGCCGGCCCCGGGGGCGGGGCCAGCCGAGGCCACGCCCACCGUGCCACCCUCUCUCAGGCGCCGCCGGACGGCGCAGGUGCCACCUGCGCGGCCGUGUCCCCGUCCGGGGACGAGGACCGGAUCAUCGGGGGGUACCCGUGUGUCCCCAUGUCCCAGCCCUGGCAGGCGCUGCUCUACGGCCCCCUGCGCUGCGGGGGGGUCCUGGUGCGGCCGCAGUGGGUGCUGACCGCUGCCCACUGCCUCCACAGGGGUCUCCGAGUCCGUCUGGGCGAGGACGACCUGAACCGACGCGAGGGCGCGGAGCAGGAACGUCGAGUGGUCCUGGCCGUGUCCCACCCGAAUUUCGAUGCGGUCACUCUGGACAACGACCUGGCCUUGCUGAAAUUGGAACGACCGGCGACCGUCGGCCCCGGCGUGCGGCCCCUGGCCCUGCCCCGAGGCUGCGCCCCGGCCGGAGCGUCCUGCUUGUUGUCCGGUUGGGGGACGGUGACCACGCCGCAGGUGACCCUCCCGAGCCGCCUGAUCUGCGCCUACGUGCAGCUGCUGUCGGACGCCGCGUGCCGCCGCGCGUACCCGCAGCGCAUCACUCCCAACAUGCUCUGCGCCGGCGUCAGCGACCGCCGCGUCGACUCCUGCCAGGGUGACUCCGGGGGUCCCCUGUCCUGCAAUGGGACCCUGCAGGGAAUCGUGUCCUGGGGGCUGCAGACCUGCGCCCUGCCCGGGCACCCCGGGGUCUACAGCAAGGUGUGUCGCUUCGUGUCCUGGAUCAGGGACACCAUGGACAGCAACUAG